Messenger RNA from Podarcis raffonei (Aeolian wall lizard), 675 nucleotides. Its product is annotated as phospholipase A2 inhibitor and Ly6/PLAUR domain-containing protein-like. NCBI's taxonomy places the organism in Eukaryota, Metazoa, Chordata, Lepidosauria, Squamata, Lacertidae. The record is from RefSeq and is a predicted model, not a curated record. Bases 1 to 636 code for a protein of 211 amino acids. The transcript has 5 exons.
AUGCAGAAAGCACUUCUGAGCACCUGCCUCCUCUUGGCCCUGCUUUCUCCAGUGACAUCUCUGGAAUGUUCUGACUGUCAUAGUAGGGCAACUUCAUGUGAAAACAAUGGAUCCACGCUCUGUUACUCUAAUAAAAUCUGUGUUUCUGGUGUUCUGGAUAACAAUAUAGAAUCAAAGUAUAAAGUGGCAACUUUCCGGGGAUGUAGUAAGUCCGAACGUUGCCACUCAGGUGAUUACAGUUUAACUUCAGCCAGUGGUAAAUACCUCCAGAUGAAGGUCUUCUGCUGCGGAACAGAGAAAUGUAAUAAGGAACCUCUGUAUGUUCCACCUCGUGAGGAUCUUUCCCCCAAUGGUUUAGAGUGCCCAGCCUGCUUCGACCUCACCUAUUUGCGAUCAAAUUUCAAUUGCGAAAGUAAGGGGACUGUCAGCUGCCUUGGCAAUGAGACCAAGUGCAUUGACUAUACUUCCCUGGCUUCAUGUGAGUAUUAUUUCCAAUCAAAAUUGAAACUCAAAGGCUGUGCAACUGAAGACGUCUGUGCCCUUAAUGGAAAAAAGAUUACACUUGGCCGUUUUAAUUUGGAUAAGAUUAUAACCCAAUGCUCUGAUGCCACAAAGCAGAUUGAGCUCGAAGGGUAGGUAGGAGAGAGGAAAGAUCUCCUCCUUGUCAAUUCACCG